AUGGCAAAGCGACUUGCUCAAGUCGAGGUGCAAGAAGGCGCCUUUCCUUCGCUGGCUGCGGAGGGUGCGGAAAGACGAGCAUCCGUUCGAAGCCUUCACGGGGGAGAGCAGAUAUUCGGCGCGUCUCGACCUGAGAACCAACUAAAAGUGGAAGCCUUCGACGCCGCAGGCUACCUUCUCUUUGAAGACGGCGAGGGAGAGAAGGAUGUGUUCCUUCGAAUUCCGCUCCGUGGGUCGCAGGCUCCUCUCAGGUCCGAACUCGCGUCGAAACCGCCAUCGAACCCUCUGGAUGCCCACCGCCCUCUCCCUUCCCCUCUCACUGAGUCUUCUCUGCAACGAAAACUCGCUUCAGAGUCCUCGUCUUCCUCUUCUUCCUCUUCCUCUCCGUCUCUGGGCAAUCGAGUCAUGUCGUUCUUCUCAGGACAUGGUGCAGGGGCGACCGCGGGGUCGGAGCCGCAGGCCCAGAAAGGAGACAGUGUGUCUCCGUCCUCUGCGGAGAAGGGCGAGGGGGACGCGAAGCAGCGCGAGCGAGGAGAGAACGGUGCGGAGGCGCCCAAGACCGACGGCGUUGCCUCGCAGCCGAAGGCUCCUCCUGAGGAAGAAACCAAGGCCGACGGCCUGGCUGUGUCUCGGGCGGAUUCGGAGCCUGUCUCCGCUUCGGGCGCGAGAGGCGAGGCGUCUGGAGCCCAGAGCGUCUCCGAGAAAACGGAGACAGAGACGACGCUCCAGCCAAAGGAGCACACCACCCACCCCGAGGCGCCCAGCGACGGCUCUCCGGCUCCAGCGACCGCAGCUGAAGAAAAGCCGCCUGCAGGUUCGUCGGGACCUGACGCUCCACCGCAGGACGCCGGUGAGAGCAGUCCAAAAGGCGAAGAGCAUCCGUCGGAAAAAGAGAAGCGAGAGAAGGCGCAGGACGAGAGUGCGUCUCCGGUGUUGCUGUUGGGGCCCGCGUCGCCGUCAGCGGUGUUGGUGCCUGCAGUGUUUCAGCAGAAGAGCGGCGACGGGAACCACGUGACGUUGACGAUUCCCUUGGAAGUUCUGCCUUCUCUCGCGCCGUCCAGCGAGGCCGCAGCGUCUGAGAACUCUGUCGUGUCUUCUGGCGCAGAGCUGGCGUCUCAGGCUCCGCCGGUGGCGGAGGCGAAAACGGAGGACCAGGCGUUUGCGACGCUGCACUGGAUCCACACGGCGCUUCCAGGCGACGCAGUGACGCGCGAUGCCGAGGCCGAGGAGGCGUACCUCAUCGGGCACGUGGCAAGCGAGAAGCGACGGCGCGGGAUGCCUCUGAGCCCAGACCACGAAGAGCCUCCCGACGCCGCACUGCCUGCGUCUCUCGAGGAGCUGAGCAGCAACGAGAGAGAAAUGGUGCUCAGCGCGGGGCUCCUCACACUGCUUCUCGUCCUCUCCGUGUCGCUCGUCAUCUCCCACGUGUCGCGAAAGUGCCAGCUCCGCUGGCUCCAGAUGCCCGUCUCCGCCACGCUGCUCGGCCUGCUCGUCGGCGCCAUCCUCAAAUUCGGCCUCCAGGUCCAAGGCCCAAUCUUGGGCAGUGUCCUCGCCAUGAACGAAGACGUCUUCUUCGUCAUGCUCCUCCCCCCCAUCAUCUUCGAAGGGGGUCUGAGUCUGUCGGAAGGUUCGCUCUCCGUCCCGUUCAUGCGGAACUUUGGCGCCAUCAUGUGGCUAGCGUGCUUCUGCACCAUUCUCUCCUUCUGCUGGGUGGGUGCGGUCAUGUUCUUUGGCGGUGUCCUCGGCCUCUCGAUGUUCCUCACCGUUCGUCAAGCCUUUGCGUUCGGCGCACUCAUCAGCAGCACGGACCCCGUCUCCGUCCUCGCCCUCUUCAAGGAACUGCAUGCGAAGAAAACCAUCCACGUUCUGGUGUUUGGCGAGAGUUUGCUGAACGAUGCGAUUUCGAUCGUCUUGUAUCGAACCAUUGCGAGCGAAGACACGGCGAGUGUGGGGUCUGCCGUUCUCGCGUUCUUCCUCACUUUCUUCGUCUCCCUGGCGAUCGGCCUCGCCGUCGGCCUCUUCUGUGCUCUGACGUACAAGUACAUGGAUUUGCACAAGGAAGAAAAUCAAACCCUCGAGUCGGCUCUUCUCCUUCUCUUCCCCUGGAUGGCCUACCUCGUCGCGGAUGGCUUGGGCUACUCGGGAAUCGUCGCCAUCUGCUUCUGCGGUGUGACGAUCGGGAAAUACGCAGUUCCGAAUCUCUCGACUUCUGCAUGCAACACCUCGAGAAGUGUUUUCAACUCGUUUUCGCUUCUCGCGGAGACCGUCGUUUUUGUUUUUCUGGGUCUCGCCGUCUUUUCCUUCGACCAGCCUCUCCACGACGAACUGGCUGUCGGGCUGUAUGUGCUGGGCUUCAUCGCCACCUUCUCGGCACGAGCUAUCAGCGUCUACGUCACCUGCGCGUUAAUCAAUCUCUUUCGGACCAGUGCGAAAAUCACUCCUGAGCAACAACUCGCUCUCGUCCUCUGCGGCCUCCGAGGCGCCAUCGCCUUUGCGCUCUCGGAGCGAGCGCGUCGGGAUUUCGGCGGCAAGGAGGGGGCUGCGCUGCUGUCUCUCACCCUCUUCCUCGCCCUCUUCACCAUUCUCGUCCUGGGCCCUUCCUUGGUGUUUAUUUUGGACCGGCUGGGGAUUUUCGAGAAGCAUGCGCCGCAUCGUUCGGAGUCUUCUCUCGAAGACGCUCGCCUCGGGCCUCUCGACUCGGACAUGGAGCCGGCGCGCAGUGCGUCUCGACGCAGCACCGCGGAUUUCUCGUCGUUUUCGGAGUUUUCCUCUGCGACUCUUCGCGGCAGGGAGCGCGGAGAGCGAAGAGACAGGCACGAAGACGCGAACAGCCUCGAGGGAAUGACCCGCGGCACUUGUGGCGGCCUCAAGAGGCUUCUCCUGCAAAUUGAUCGCAGGCAAGAACCCGACGAAGCUCCGAAACAAAAAGGAGAAAGCGGCAAGAACCGCACAUUCAUGAUUCCGCUCUUUACUCACAGUGACAGUCGGCGCGUUUCCUCUCGGUUCGGUUCGAACUCGCGUUUUCCGUCCUUUUUCCGCGACCUUCGCCCCGCGCACAGCUCGGCGUCACCGGCGUCUGCAGCGCCGGCGUCGAGUGUCUUUUCGAGUUUUCCGGGUUUGUCGAAAUCGAAGCAUUCCCCGGGAUCGCUGUCGUCAUCGCCAACACACAACGGCAGAAGCCUCUUCACCUCGCCCGCGUACAUGCGUGUGCCGACCUACGUAGUGGCGAGCAACGGAAGUUUGGCGAGUGGCCACGGCGGGGAGCAGAAGCGCGAAGGUGGCCUCUCCUGGGACGAUCUCCGCCGGUCUUUGGGUGUAGCUACUGCUCCGGACAGUGCGCGGAGAAGCCAGAGAAGCGAGGCGCGGGAGGUGGGGAUGGUGGCCCGCGACGGAAAGAAGACGCCCGUUUCCGGCAGAGACAGAAACGGCGACCGGGAGGAGGAAACGGACGCGAGAGCAGAGACGAGGCGGUCGAGAUCUGUCGGCGAGAGAGAGGUUGCGAGUUGGGGGCCCGACUCGAGUCGACGCGAGAAAGAAAGAGAAGAAAUGGUCGGCUUUGGAGUGUCGGUGGUGGACACAGCGCGGAGCAGAGAAGAGAGACCGGACGCGAGGAAUGGCGUUUCCAACGCGAGAGCCGCGCGCGGGAAGAAGAGCAGAGGGGACGACCCUUUCUCUGAAGACGACUUUGAGCCCAUCGGGGGCGCUCUUUUUGAUGCGCCGCGUAUUUCGCUUCUGCAGUCAGCUUCCUGCGACAGUGAGAAGCAAGAGUUCCAUUUCGAAGACACGAACUGGCAGCGACAGGGACACCCCUUCUCUGCUCCGGUCUCCAUCGGGUCUCUCCCCGUCGUCGUGGGGCGCGGAGACAGUCCCGGCGACGGCAGACUUGGCGAAGGAGGGCGCUUGCUGGAGGGGCGAGGCAGUAGCGCAGAGAAGGCGAGCCUCGAGCUGUCUCGAAUGGCAAAUGGAUGGGUGACGAACGGCCAGAACGGCGCGGAAGACGUGACGCUGAAGGGAAGUAUUGUGGGGAAGAGAGACAUGCUGUGA
Neospora caninum is the source of this 4044-nucleotide messenger RNA. RefSeq lists its product as hypothetical. NCBI's taxonomy places the organism in Eukaryota, Apicomplexa, Conoidasida, Eucoccidiorida, Sarcocystidae. Gene Ontology annotation, cellular component: membrane. The transcript has 10 exons. The record is from RefSeq and is a predicted model, not a curated record. Gene Ontology annotation, molecular function: sodium:proton antiporter activity. Gene Ontology annotation, biological process: proton transmembrane transport; regulation of pH; sodium ion transport. Bases 1 to 4044 code for a protein of 1347 amino acids.